CUAACAGAGAGGGUUUAUAGAGCACCACAGUUCCUUCUGUCUUUAAUAACUGGAGAGAGAAUGGAGAGUCAACUCUAUGUCAACUCACCCGCCAGAGAGAGGAAGGAUACGAGGCAGAGAGAGAAAUGCUGUUCAGGAGGGUCAAACAUCCUCUGGUUAGUGAUAGUCAGCUUUGGCGUGCUGUGCAUCGUACAGGCAACUCUUAAUGUCGCACUUCGACUGAACUCUGUUGGCGGUACUAACAAGUACAACACAACCAACAAUUCCAACAUGAUGUCUGCAGAUCAACUCAUAGAGCUUAUUUCAGAAAGAGAUCGACUGUCUCAAGAGAAUAGCUACAAAGAUCUCGUAAUCAGAGGCUUGGUCAGAGACAAGAAUUUGUUGCAUGAUAGGAACAUUGAACUCCAGAGGAGGAAACCGAAACCGCCGCGAAGGCCACCAACCGUUGUCAGUACUAUCAAGUGCAACAACCCAACCAGCAAUCCCAACGUGAUGUCUGCAGAUCAAAUCAGAGACCUUACUUCAGAAAGAGAUCAACUCAUCCUGGACAAUGAUCGGCUGUCUGAAGAUAACAACAACAAAGAGGCCACUAUCAAACGCUUGGUCAAAGAGAAGGAUGCAUUGCAGGAUGGGUACAUUGCACUCCAGGAACUUCUGGGAAAGCCACCAACUGCCAAACCAAAACCCUCAAACUGUCCAUCAGGAUGGCAGCAACACCCAUUCAGCUGUUACAAGGUGUCCACCAGGAUGGGGACGUGGGAGGAGGCCGAACUGGACUGUGAGAGACAAGGAGCUCAUUUGGUGACUCUGAGUGAUGCAUAUGAGGAGAGAGUUGUUCCUCGAUUUGGUAGCAAAUGGAUUGGCUUGAUUGGCCAAACAAAGAACUCCGUUUGGAUGUGGACAUGGGUGGAUGGAAGCCCACUUGUUUAUACAAACUGGAUUCAAUACUACACGUCUCCGACACCCUUGGGUUCUUACAGAGGAUGUGUAUGUACUGAACGAAACUUGUGGCGCCCUACCAACUGUUACGAGCAGAAGCGCUGGAUUUGUGAAAUAGAUCUUGACUUUGUCUUACCUGAAAAAUGAUGUCACACAACAAACACACAUGCAAUCAUUCUCCCUCAACCACACACACACAAAUGUAUAAAGCGUCCAAAUUCAAGUACCUUUUAGAAAUUGUAAUUGUUGGGGCGCUGGUGGCCUGGCGGUCUAAGCGCCCCACAUACAGAGGCUUUAGUCCUCGUUGCAGGG
Molecule: messenger RNA, 1251 nt
Organism: Notolabrus celidotus (New Zealand spotty)
Lineage: Eukaryota; Metazoa; Chordata; Actinopteri; Labriformes; Labridae
Product: asialoglycoprotein receptor 1-like
Exons: 7
Coding region: 61-1086 (341 amino acids)
Source: RefSeq, a predicted model, not a curated record